Drosophila arizonae is the source of this 7053-nucleotide messenger RNA. It is a transcript of the gene enok, whose product is annotated as histone acetyltransferase enoki mushroom. Gene Ontology annotation, molecular function: transcription coregulator activity; DNA binding; chromatin binding. Gene Ontology annotation, cellular component: MOZ/MORF histone acetyltransferase complex; nucleus; nucleosome. The record is from RefSeq and is a predicted model, not a curated record. NCBI's taxonomy places the organism in Eukaryota, Metazoa, Arthropoda, Insecta, Diptera, Drosophilidae. Gene Ontology annotation, biological process: nucleosome assembly; regulation of transcription by RNA polymerase II.
AAAUUAUACAUCGAGAAUAAAUAACUUAGAAAAACAUAAGCAAAAUGAGGGAAUCCGCACAUGAAAUCAGUAUGGAUACCUGGAAGCAGUGGAUACUUGACGCAAUAUCCAAAAUUCGGUCUCAAAAGCAAAGACCGAGCGUUCAGAGAAUAUGUCAGGCUAUUGGUACACAUCACAAGUUCCAUGAAGAUAUUGUGGCUGAAAAGUUGGAGAAAGCCGUUGAGUCUGGCUCCGUUAUUAAAGUAUACAAUAAAGGAUUACAUUCAUAUAAAGCGCCGAUGGCGAAAAGGCGAAUAAAAGUCGAUAAGACAACAAAUCUUUACAAAGUGGUAGCAAAAGCUGUAAAUGAUUUGGGAGAAUGCGAAGGAUCGACAAUCAAAAAUAUAGAAAACUAUAUUCAAAAAUUUAAUUGCAUUGAUCUUUCGCCCAAUGUUGAUUUCAAAGCUGUAAUUAAAGCAUCCAUAAAGAAAGCCGUCGACACUGGCUUCCUAAUACAGGAGGGAAAGUUAUACAAGAAGGGUAAAUCGCUAACAACGCCCCGCAAAUCUGCACCAGAAACUGAAAUACUUAUCAAAGGCGAAGAAACCUGUACACAUUGCUCCGGAAAUUCACAGAAAAAUCUUAAUGGCAUUCCAGAACCGCUAAGUUCCUGCAAACAAUGUGGAAUAUCAUUGCACACGACAUGUGCAAACAUUGCCGGCAAAUGCAAAUCACAAUCCUAUGUGCUGCUCUAUAUGCUUGUGACUAAAGGAUCUUUAUGGAAAUGUCAGAAAUGUGCUGAUUGCGUUGUCUGUAAAAUGCGCAAUCGCGGCCCGUGUCUUUUGCAGUGUUUUGCGUGCAAAAACCAUUUCCAUCUAACGUGCCUCGAUACGAUACCAGACAAAAAACCCAAGCAUCCAUAUCGAUGCAAAUCGUGCCUAAACGUUGAUCACCCAAAAUCGUUGAAAAGGGAAGCAACAAACAUAAAACUGGAGCAUGAUAAUGAGAGAAAUGUAUCGUAUUCGAAUGUCUCUCAAAAACCACAUUCCAACUGCAAGCGGCAGAUGAUUAAGAGAGAAGAGCGACUAGAAAAUCCAUCAACGUCCCAAGAAUGUGUAAACAAUGUUGCCGGCCACAAGCAAAGAAAGAAAAAUAGUAUUGCGGUUAAUAAUUAUGAGGCUCAGAUGAAACAGAAAAAGAUAUAUCGAGAUACGAUCAUUAAUCAAAUCAGUCGAAAGCGUACAUAUUCGGACUUAUCAUCUACGACUACUUCAAGCGAAAGCGACGAUGAUGAGGAUGAUGACGAUGACAAGAAUGCUGCGUGCGAUGACCAAGAUGAGAGCACGUCGUCCGAUUCAUGCACUUCCUCCAGCUCUGAAUCAGACUCAAGCGAUAGCUCGAGUGAUAGCUCUGAGUGCGAUGAUGACAAUGAUGAGGAGGACUAUGAUACGGACAAGAGUACAUUCAAAGAGAAUAUAUUUGAAAACGAGAAGAACAUUGAUUUCCGAUCAUCGUCCAAUGACGCAAAUAGUUUAGUUGACGCAUCUUCGGAAAAUUGGGGAUUUGCUGCCGUUGCUAAGAAUCCAGUCGAUGACAAAUAUAUCAAGAAUUUUAAAACCAUGAGCUAUUCAAACCAGCCUGUUGCUAAUCAAGCAAUCGAUGCAAAUAAACCUAACAAAUACGUAUCGGAUAAGUCUGAUAAUGUUGUGAACGGUACUUUACCAAUCAAGCGAAGCAAUGGAAAUGUGGAAAAAAAGAGAACAGUUAUCUUAAAAUCUAUGCCACUGGAAUCCACCAAGUUAUACAUGAAAAAUGAUGAUGAUAUUCCUUAUCUUACCAAAGAAACUGUUUUAAAAUGUCGCAUGAUUGAGGACCAACAACAAUUUCCAGAAUCACGGAAGAAGCCAGUCGAAUCAAGUAUAAGCAAUAAUACGGAUUUCAAUUGUAUAGGAAAUCCUGCGGAUGAAAAUGUGGACACAGUUGGCCCUACUAAAUUGUUUGAAAAUCAACAUCUACCACCUGGCGUGAAUCAAUUUGAUGUUAACAUAUAUCAAGAAGUGUUGCAAAAAGCUGUUCUUAAAGUUUCUGCAAACCAUUCCGAAAUGCCUCUUGAGAAAAGUAAUUCUUUGAUUCACUGUGGACAAAGUCCCAAAUCAAUUGAAAUUGGAAAAUGGAAUAUUGAAACAUGGUACUCAAGUCCAUUUCCACAGGAGUAUGCUAGGCUGGCAAAACUCUACCUGUGUGAAUUCUGCCUAAAGUAUACAAAGAGUCGAUCAGUAUUGGAUAGACAUCAAAAUAAGUGUAUUUGGAAGCAACCGCCUGGAACUGAAAUCUUCCGUCAAGGCGAUAUAUCUGUUUUUGAAGUGGAUGGAAAUGUUAACAAAAUUUACUGUCAAAAUUUAUGCCUGCUGGCAAAGUUCUUUUUGGAUCACAAAACCCUUUACUAUGAUGUGGAGCCCUUUCUAUUUUACAUCUUGACUAAGAAUGAUCAGGUUGGCUGUCAUCUGGUUGGAUAUUUUUCAAAGGAGAAACACUGCUCGCAAAAGUACAAUGUAUCAUGUAUUCUGACAUUGCCUCAAUAUCAAAGGCAAGGAUAUGGGCGAUUUUUGAUUGACUUUAGCUAUUUGCUUAGCCGGGAGGAAGGACAGCUGGGUACUCCAGAGAAACCACUCUCUGAUCUUGGACGUCUUUCGUACUUUUCAUACUGGAAAUCGGUUGUACUGGAAUACUUGUAUAAGUACCGAAAUAAUCGGACAAUAACAUUUAAAGAUAUAGCAAUAAAAACGGGCUUAGCUAUUUCUGAUAUUGCUUUGGCAUUUGAGUUGCUAAACUUCAUUAAACUAAGAAAAAAUGACGGAGACAUAAGAUACCAAAUCAAUGUGAAAAUAGAUUGGAAAAAGGUCUUACUACAUCAUAAAAAGAGAGCUCAGAGCAAAACACGAAUAUUUAUUGAAGCCGAUUGUCUCAGAUGGAGUCCGCUAAUGUCGGUUUCAAAAUCACCAAAUUUUAAUAUAAAACCAAUAUCUAACAGGGAAUAUUUGAGCCAUCAAUAUAUGGAAACUUCAGAUGAUGAUUUUUGUAAAAGCAAACCAGAGGAAACUACAAAGCCUCCAGCAAAUUCAACGACUGAAUCGUAUAAGGAAAAAGAUUUAAACAGAACAUUUAAGCCGACCAGUGAAAGUACAGAUAAGAUAAGUCACAUUAAAAAGGACUCACACUCGGAAACUACACAAUUACCACAAACUGAAGCAAAAAGAUGUAAACGUGCCUUUGAAGAUAUAACAGAAAACUCCGAUUCUUCUGACAGCAAGUAUUCUAAGAAGUCAUCAGAGUCGUCCGAAUUCAAUAUGUUGACUAAGCGAGCGUUGCGUCUUGCUAAGCGAAAGGACAGUAUUCCUCAUACCAACAAAAGGAAACAUUUUGAGCGAGAUAAUAAUGUUGAUCAUGUGGAACAUAAUGUUCCAAGUCAAACCGAUCAACAGAAUACUAAGGAAACUUUAGAUAAAAGUUCCGUCUUACAACGAGCUACUGUCCAGGAUGUUAAUGUUACGAAGCCUGUUAAUAUUGUGCCUAAGUUGCGAGGUAAAAAAUCAAAUGGAAAACGCGAUGAAGAAAGUAAAACUGGGAGUCAAAAUUGUAAUAAAAUUCCAUCGAAUGAGAGCGAAAACGCCGAGGUGAAGAAAAUCAUUCAGGAUAAGCAGGAAACCGAGCCAGAGCCCCAAACAGUUGAAAAAGAAAAGACCCCAAAUGAUUACUGCGCGGAACAGGUCUACGAUGCCGUCGCAAAGAAAACGAAGAAGGCAUUAUUUUCCGAAACCACUCCGUUUGAAAUAAAGCCUACUGAGAAUACACCUCCCGAAUGCAAAGUUGAGCCAAAGCCAACUGAAACUGAAAUGGUAAUUGAAAGCGUAUCAAACAUCGAGUCGAAAAUCCAAAUCCCAGUUAAGGAAAACAUCGAGCCUCAGAAAGAGUCCAGCUUAGUGACUCCUGUGGAAAUGGAAAUUGAAGAAAAAGUUCCCACUAAUCCCAAGGCUGCUCCUGAAAGCGCUAAAGUUGCACCAGUAGUGGAGUGUACUGAAACGGCCCCUAUUGUGAAUGAAGAAAAAUUGGAAAAAUUAGAAAAGUUGGAGCCAAUCAAAGAUCCAAUAGUUAAGAGCUCAGAGGAAAAACCCAUAAAACCUGAUGAGGCUCCUAUUCCUACAGAAAAAGUGACUGCCGCAGCGCCCACUCCAGUAGCCGCUCCAGUUUCUACUACCCCAAAGCCCUUGGAAACAGUUGUCACAAAAAACUUGGAUACUAAGGAGACUAAAGUGGAGAGUAAGCCCUGUGUUAUUCCUGAGCAAGUGGAAACGAAGAUUCCCGAAGCUCCUCCCAUUGCUGUUAAAUGCACUCGGCAAUUAAAUACUGAAGCUGACAAGGUAAAUACAACAAACGAAAAGCUGAUCCCAUUGAAGACAGAAGUGCCCCUAGUGCAAGAGGUGGAUACAAAGCAGAAAAUAAAUAAUAAAAAGGCGGCUUUGGAAACCUCGGUAGCGAGGACCGAGAAUACCAAUACCAAUGCGUUGUGUAAAAAACCAGAUGCUCCAAAUACCGGUAAAAUGAAUGUUCCAGAUAAGGACACAAAUAAACCGACCCAAUUACUGCAAGUCAAAGAAGAGGAAAAGCCCAAUGUGCGCGUCCCGUCGUCCUCAUUGCCAAUACGGGACAAACAUCAACUGAAAAACAACGAACAUCCCCAGCUGCAAAACUCUUUAACUUCUCAGUUCCCAAUCAAUCAAAUGCCCAACUACCAUCACACUUCGCAGUACUGGCAAUGGGACUAUUACAGCUAUAAUCUGUGUAAUUCAGCCACCCAGAAAGGUCAAAAACAAUUCCACAAAGACCUGGCAACAACAAUGGCCUACACGCACAACUUCACACAGAACUUGUACCAGUCGGCGAACUUGGCAAUGCAAGCCCAUCACCAGAUGCACCACCCAAAGGAUAAGCAGAAGGUGGAUCGAAAAAUAAGCGGCAAAAAGGAGGAGUUGGCGAAGGCAGCAGCCAACAUUAGCACUGGCAACACGGCAAGAGACGACGGCCAUGCACUCAACUGCAAUGAUUACAAUGUCAACCAGGCCAACAUUUAUGACCAGAAGUGCUCCAACCAACAAAAACAAUUUAAAGCAACGGAUCAUAACCAGCAAAUCAAGGCCAUAGACAAUGCUCAAAACCCUAUAGCCAGACACGCGAAUGCAAACCAAGCGGAGUCGGGAAUUCUGCUAUCAAGUUCUUUGAGCCGCGAGCCUUCUGCCGCGCCCACAAAACAGAAAUCGGAGCACAGUAGUAACAUAGCUCUAGGCGCUACACGAGACGAUAAAAUUAAAGUAACUCAACCGAUUCUGCAAUCGGUCAAUAACCAUUCAAAUUUGCAAGUUAGCGGUCAAUCUGAUGUUAAUACCAAUAUGCCGUACAACUCAGAGUCGGCCUCGAACAAUGCACCCAUACAGCAGCACUAUGAUUGUGGGAUUAAUGUGCAAAUAAAUAUGGAUUCGCCAGCAAGUAUUGGCAGUGCCGUCAAUCAUGGAUCGGAAAACACAAAUGGACUCAUGCACAGACAGUUCUCCGACUGUUCCAUGCAAAAUCAGUCGGCCACGACGCCCAUGCACAUGUCCAUCCAGAACUCACAUAUCCAGCAGCAGAACAACAUCAAUAUGAAUUUAACACCAGAAGGCUCGCCCAAUUUGAACAUCAUCGGCAAUGCACAGCACCAGCACCAAAAUAGAAAACUAGCAGUACAACAGCAGACGGAUAUUGUUGCGAGUUCCCCGAGUGCAUCACACCGAGAGCCGACACCCAAGCAAAUUCGGAAUAGUAAUUCAUCAAAUAAUUCUCAGCAACGGGACUCUAAGGUUCCGACAGCCGGAACUACGCAAAAUACUCACCAUCAACACUCUCAGAGUACUGUUUCAAAUAUAUCGAAGGCACAGCAACAAGAUGGCAUAGGCAGCUUGCAGUUUGCGCAAUCGGGAGGACAGCACGGACAUCAGCAGAAUAUGCAGCCCUUGGACUACAUACCUAUUCCGCAGAUUAGUCAAAACUUUUCAACGAAUCCAUCAAACUAUGACAUAGUCGGUAUGCCGGCUGUCAUUCAACAACGGAUGUCCCUUAAUAGCUCAGUUCAUUCUCUAUCGAACUCUCAUCAACGCAUUGAGCAACCUUCGUCAGCAUGUGCUGUAAAUAAUUUUUAUUUGCAAAAUAAUAUGCCAUCCAAUGAAAUCGUAUCGAACGCAUCUCGUAUACCAGUGUCAACUACCUUAGGGCCCCCAUCUUCCAUAGCUAAUAAUGAUCAGUCCAUAUCAUCGAACAGUGGGGGAACGACACCAGCUGUAGUCGGUCAUUUAUGUAGUCUUUCGAAACUCCAACAGCUUACUAAUUGCCUUGAAUCUCAGCCAUGUAAUACGUCCCCGGGAGCACAAUCGAAUUUAGCACCAUCGCCGCACCAUCCAAUUCCACCCAAUUCUAUGACACCACCACCGCAUUUGAUAAUGCAGAACAGGAACGUUUCGACGCCUCCAAAUAUGCUACAGACACAAGUAACUCCCCUCCAAUAUCAUAAAUAUUAUGCAAGCAACAUGAACAUCACGCCGAGCACAUCAACGCAGAACACUAACAGGAACACUCGAAACACACCAUCUGCCCCCAUUCAGCAUACCUCGGCGGCAAUUAGCGGCAGUUCAAACAAUCGCACGGCGAAUGUCCACAUCAGUCCCAAUCUGAUGUCACACUAUGGCGCCAUCAACAGCUAUCGAAUGUCGCCGCAGCAGAGUCCUCCUGCUACGGCGUACAGUUCGGGCGGCGAAUAUCCCAAUUCUCAGAUUCCAAUGCAAAUGGGCGUAAUGAACAUGCAAUCUCAGUACCAGGACGCGUGCGUGUUACAGCGAGCUACGCAGCCCAAUCCGAUGUAUCCAACGUACUCGCCAUACUUGUCGUUGAACAGCUCAAUACGCAGAUAAAAGAAAUCGUCAUCUUACACAAAGUAUUAUACAAAUAUAAUAUUUUCCUGUAUUACUUGUGUUGUGAAUAAAUAUAAUU